AUGAUGAGGGAUCUCAAGGCCGGCGGCCACCUCCCCAACGUCGAUAUCUUGACUGCUUGGCUUUCCACCCGGGAUUAUGCCACCCUCCUGGCUGCUGCUGACUUGGGAGUCUGCCUCCACCGCUCCAGCUCCGGCGUCGACCUCCCCAUGAAGAUUGUUGAUAUGUUUGGUGCCGGCUUACCUGUCACCGCCUAUUCGGCGUAUGAGAGCUUCAGCGAGCUCGUUAAGGAAGGCGAGAACGGCUGCGGGUUUGAGACGCCUGACGACCUCUCUGUCAUCCUGAGACGGCUGUUGUCGAGCAGCUCCACCGAACUCGAAAAGCUCCGCCAAGGAGCUGUAAGAGAGGGAAGUAGGAGAUGGGAUGACGAAUGGGACCCCGUUAUCGGGAGAACUCUCGGCUUAGUAGCUUGA
Parascedosporium putredinis is the source of this 411-nucleotide messenger RNA. NCBI's taxonomy places the organism in Eukaryota, Fungi, Ascomycota, Sordariomycetes, Microascales, Microascaceae. The record is from the annotation of a GenBank genome assembly.